Anguilla anguilla (European eel) is the source of this 4298-nucleotide messenger RNA. RefSeq names its product adhesion G-protein coupled receptor D2. NCBI's taxonomy places the organism in Eukaryota, Metazoa, Chordata, Actinopteri, Anguilliformes, Anguillidae. Gene Ontology annotation, biological process: adenylate cyclase-activating G protein-coupled receptor signaling pathway; cell surface receptor signaling pathway. Gene Ontology annotation, molecular function: G protein-coupled receptor activity. The coding region runs from base 300 to 3680 and encodes 1126 amino acids. The record is from RefSeq and is a predicted model, not a curated record. The transcript has 25 exons. Gene Ontology annotation, cellular component: membrane.
CCCCUCCGCUGCGAAGUCCUCCCUCGCUUUUCGCUCAACGAAUUCUCUGCUACUGAUGUCACCUAGGAGGUUCCUGCUAGUUUGAAUAAUCGGUUCGGUCUGGGGAUUUUUGGGGUAUUCUGAAGACCAGCGCGGUUCUGCUACUCAGGGGCUAACAUUUAGGAGUACUAUAAAGUAAAAUUGAACACGAAAGAGGCGGAUUUAUGAACGAGGUGACGCUGUGGAUGCGACCGAUAUGAAGAGGAUCCAUACAAAACUUUCCUGAUUUCAGCUUUUAAAUUUCAGCCACACGCAGGAAAAUGCAAUGGUUUAAAAUAAUCUACUCGAAUAUUUUUAUUUGGUUUCAUCAUUGCACUGCUAAAGAUUCAGCCCUGCCACUGCAAGGACGGAACAUAUCGUGUGAUGAUGAAUCUUAUUACGAAUAUGUGCCUGACCGCCUGCAAUGGCACGAUGCCCGGCAAGUCUGCCAGAAAAAGUCUGGAGCCCUGGCCACAGUAUCCAGUGCAUUUGAGAACAUGGAGCUGAUAAACUUUUUUCAUUCAUUAAACAUAACACAGCAGGUCUGGAUAGAAGGGAUGGUUUUGACUCCCAAAAAAGAUGCUUUUGGAUCCUUAAUUCUGCAGUUCUCUGGCAAAAGUAACCGGAAGCAUGCUCGUCUCCUUCAGCAGUUCCCCGGCAUGCAAUCUGUGACUGUCUGUGUUCAUAUUCAAUUUGAUCCGAGUUGUUAUGGAUUUUCCACUGUGUUCUCUUAUUCCAUACCAUCGUUUAUAAAUGAGUUCCAGCUCCGAGCCAACGUAGUCCGUGGGAAACCCAUUCAGCUCGCUCUGAUGGUACACGGCCUACACGGGCCUUACUCGGUGGCCUCUGCCAACGACGGUCUGUGGCACUUUGUGUGCGUGAGCUGGACUCGGGACAAAGGCGAGUGGGUCGUUGCUGUCGAUGGGCUAGUUGUAGGCCAGGGGGACAACCUCAACUCCUCUGCUGACAUCGGCCGGGAUGGCCAGUUCAUUAUCGGUCAGGAGCAGGACACAUUUGGCGGCUCCUUCAGGAGUGACGAAUCCUUCUCAGGAAACAUUACAUGGCUCAACAUUUGGGACCGGGUGUUGAACAUCAGUGAAAUCCACGCUUUGGAAAGAGAGUGCUCACUGAUUUUGCCUGGAUUGUUUUAUAAGUGGGACUCCUCAACCCUAGAGAUUGAACGAUCCCUGAGGAGACACUGGGGAAUCCCCCCCUGUCGAGGGAAGAAAAGUGAACAACACAGCCAAGACUUAUACUUUUUAACAUCAUAUCACAACUUCACCUCAGUGCAGAAUUUUGUACCAAAACGUGGAGAAUGUGUGACCUUUGACCCUAUGAGUGGCAGCUGGGACUUGGAUUUUUGUGUGGAAACAAAAGGAGCAGUCUGUCAAUUUGACAAAGAUUCUUCAGAAAAUCAGCAACGUAUAUUCAAUUUUCCCAAGACUCCCCUUUUUAAUGAAGUGAGCAACGACCCUUUGGCCAGAGCUGUGAUGGAGGAGGAACAUUUCAAUGUGACACCAGAAAAUUACUUUAAUAUAUUGAGUAAAUUUGGAAAAUUCCUGCUGGGGGCUCUGGAGGUGAACCCAGGCAUGGUUACGCCAGUCGAUAUGCUCUACCUAGCCCAGGUGAUAGAGCUGGCCGCUGAAGCAGAGGUCUCUGCCAAUGGUAACACCUCUGAAGCCAUGUUGUCUUUUGCUACCAACUACCUGAAACUGGCCAGCGAGUUAAUUGACCCCAAGAUGUCUGCCCGAUGGCUGGACUUGGCUGAGGAGGGGGUGGCUAUUGGGCCUUUCAAUGUGGUUGAAAGCAUCGACAAAUUGACUGGGGCUCUGGCAGAUGCUCUGUCUGCGGAAGGAAAAAGCUUUACGCUUUCAACAAAAAACAUAGAUGUGCAUUUGGAACCCAGGCAGCUUUCCCAGCCGAGCUGCAGCUGCUCAUACAAACCGUCUACAUUUGGGGGCCAUGCCAACAGCCAGGAUGAGAUCCUUGUCCCAGACACAGAGGUGUCCCGGCUACAGUCGCUGGGUUAUAAGGAGGUCAUGUUUAUCCAUGUGUACUAUAGUCACCUUGUGGAAGUCCAGUCAAAGGUGCACAGAAAACCUUCAGAGGUUUACAACGAAGACAGAAGUUUGCAUACAGGUAGACUUGCUACUGCCGUUAUAUCAGCUACAGUCAGAGAUUUCUCCAGGAGCCAGAAUAUUCCGGUUGCUGUUCAUUACACCUUAUCCUCUUCUGACAUGGUGGAGUACUCUUGGCUCGUUAAGCCUGUUUGCGUGUUUUGGAACUUCAGCCUGAUGACUGAAGAUCAAGAUGGCUGGUCAAGUGAAGGCUGUCAAGUGACAUAUUCUGGAUCUAUGGUCACGUCCUGCUUUUGCAACCACACAACCAACUUUGCAGUUCUCAUGAAUUAUAUGGGAUCCAAGUGGAGCCCCGAGGAGCAGAGUGUUUUGACUAAGCUGACGUUCAUCGGGUCCGGAGCCUCGCUCUGCGCGCUGGUGGUGACCUUGAUGCUGUUUACUGUGCUGGACAUUCCCAAGUCUGACCGGAUGUCAAUCCAUAAGAAUCUGUUUGCCGCUCUGACAGCUGCCCAGAUAGUGCUCCUCUGCAGUGGAGCAGCGGUUGGCAAUAAGGUGGCCUGCACACUAGUGGCAGCGCUCCUGCACCUUUUCUUCAUGGCUGCGUUCAGCUGGAUGUUGGUGGAGGGCCUGCUGCUUUGGAGCAAAGUGGUGACGGUUAACCUGAGUGAAGAAAGACACAUGAAGUACUACUAUCUGAUUGGCUGGGGCCUUCCAAUUCUGAUAGUCACAAUCACUCUGGCCUCGGCCUCGGGAAAGUACUCUGCGGACGGCCACUGCUGGCUGAGUGUGCACAAUAAUGGGGUCAUCUGGGGCUUCGUGGGCCCGGUCAUCUUCAUCAUGAUGGUCAACAUCAUGGUCCUCACGCGGGUGGUCAUCAUCACCAUAUCGAUGGCUAAGAGGCGGUCCAUAAUGCUGGCGGUCAACAGCAGUCCGAUGGAGCAGGCUUACGAACAUAUACGAUCGGCGGUGAAGGCGGUGUUGGUGUUGUUGCCGAUCCUGGGUCUCACCUGGCUCUGUGGAGUGCUUGUGCCCUUCUCUAUAGUGAUUGCCUACAUCUUUAUUCUCCUGAACUCCCUGCAGGGUCUCUUCAUCUUCCUGAUAUAUGGGGUGUACAACACAGAGGUCCGAAGCACAAUCAAUAGAAUCAAAGAAAGGAGGAGAGCUCUGAACUUUUCGAAUUGCGCCAGCUCCAGGCCCUCCAGCUCGAUGACCAGCUCCCGGCCCGCCAGCUCGCCGGUGCCUGGGCUCCAGUCCCACAGCCAGGAGGAGGGGGGGUACAGGACCUCCACGAGCCACCUCAGCUCCUUCUCCGCCCCCCUGGACAAGGCCACCGUGCUCUGCGAGAGCUCCACGCAAGCCGUCCAAAGGCAGCUGUCAAUCCCCAGUGCUAGUGGAAGUCAGGAGGAUGAGGGUCCCAGCCCUGCCACUCUUGAUUUGGCUCCGAAAGAGAGCACACUUUCCAAAACCGUGGAUGGCACACAAGGUGGAUGUAAUCUUCACGUGCCUAUGGAGGUGGAGUUCAUAUCCUGUUUCCCCCUAAGCUCUAAGCCUUCGAAUGCCUGUGGUGGCUUAUAUUUGGACUAAGGACUUGCUGUGUGGAACUUGUAACUGUUCCUUGAAACUAAUUUCAGUGAUGUCCCGUGUCUCUGUUUUUGAAUCAUAUUUUAGCGAUGACCGCAUCAUAAUCUCAUGAUGUUUUUUUUAAAGACCCCUUGUCUCUUGUUCUGUUUUAAUGACAAAUGUUUUACAAUAACUAUGUAAGCAAUCUAUACAGAAUAAUUUCCUUAUAUAUGAGUAAAAUUUAUAUGUGUAAAAAAUGUGUUAACUAUAAAUGUAAGAUUGCACAGCUUAAAUGUUGAGACUGUUUUUGCUUUUAAAUUAUAUGCUUGCAUAAAAAAUGUAAUGUUUAUUUACAUUAAAGAAAUACAUUUUUAUUGAAAAAAGAAGAGAUUAACUGCUCAACUGAAAAAAACUCUCUUUGCAAACAAAAUGUGAUUUGUAUUAAAAGAUACCAUACAUCUCUAGCUUGACCAAUCAAGAUAAAAGCACUGCUUUAAAAAGAUAAUGUAUAAAAUAUAUAAAGGAUUGGGAAAAGUUAUAUGUUAUAUAAUUUCACACAUUUUAAUCUCUAAAAUUUAUGGUUUGUGCCAUAAAAGUGUAACAGCCAUAAUUAGUGCGAUUUUGUCUUGGUUAUCUCAGGCU